GCUUCAUGCUUCCCAACCCAGAUGAGGCCGUCAUCUGGCGAGGCCCGCGCAAGAACGGGCUGAUCAAGCAGUUCCUGAAGGACGUGGACUGGGGGGCCCUGGACUUCCUGGUGGUGGAUGCGCCGCCGGGCACCUCGGACGAACACAUCACCAUCGCGCAGUGCCUGCAGAGCGCCGCCGUCCCCAGCGCGGACGGCUCCUCCUCCGCCCCCUCCGGCACCAGCGGCAGCAGCAGCACUGCCUCCGCCAUCAUCGUGACCACCCCGCAAGACGUGGCCAUCAUUGACGUGCGCAAGGAGGUCAGCUUCUGCCGCAAGGUGGGGCUUCCGGUGCUGGGUGUGGUGGAGAACAUGGCGGGGCUGGUCACGCCGGCGGGCCGGUGCACCUUCACGACGGUGGGCGGCGAGGCGCAGGACGUGACGUCGGAGGUUCUGGCGUUGCUGGCGGAGCGGUUUCCGGGUCGG
Molecule: messenger RNA, 464 nt
Organism: Astrephomene gubernaculifera
Lineage: Eukaryota; Viridiplantae; Chlorophyta; Chlorophyceae; Chlamydomonadales; Astrephomenaceae
Source: the annotation of a GenBank genome assembly